Sus scrofa (pig) is the source of this 7300-nucleotide messenger RNA. Lineage: Eukaryota; Metazoa; Chordata; Mammalia; Artiodactyla; Suidae. The record is from RefSeq and is a predicted model, not a curated record.
CUUUUGGUCGCCGCGGCUCGCCGUAGUGCUCCUCCCUCACCAGCUUGGCCCCGGCCAAACAUGGCGGCCUCCGAGUCAGCGCCGGCUGUGAAUCAAGGCUCAGCGGAGGGCGAGGAGGAGACGAUCCUCUAUGACUUGUUGGUCAACACCGAGUGGCCCCCGGAGACAGAAGUACAGCCUAGAGGCAACCGAAAACAUGGUGCAUCCUUUAUAAUCACAAAAGCAAUUAGGGAUCAUUUAUUAUUUUUCCGCCAAUAUAUCUGGUACAGCCCUGCACCUUUUUUGCUCCCUGAUGGACUGGUUCGUUUGGUGAAUAAACAGAUAAACUGGCAUUUGGUACUUGCGAGCAAUGGGAAACUUUUGGCUGCUGUUCAAGAUCAGUGUGUGGAGAUCAGGUCUGCAAAGGAUGAUUUUACAUCUAUUAUUGGGAAAUGUCAAGUUCCAAAAGAUCCAAAACCCCAGUGGAGACGUGUGGCGUGGAGCUAUGAUUGUACCCUGCUGGCUUAUGCGGAGAGCACGGGAACCGUGAGGGUGUUUGAUCUCAUGGGAAGUGAACUCUUUGUUAUUACCCCGGCAUCCAGUUUAGCAGGUGAUUUGAGCUAUGCCAUUGCUGGGUUGAUAUUUUUAGAAUAUAAAGCAAGCGCGCAGUGGUCUGCAGAACUCUUGGUCAUCAAUUACCGAGGAGAACUUAGAAGCUACCUUGUAAGUGUUGGAACAAAUCAGAGCUAUCAAGAGAGUCACUGUUUCAGCUUUAGCAGUCAUUACCCUCAUGGCGUCAACACAGCUAUUUACCAUCCUGGGCACAGACUUUUACUGAUCGGUGGGUGUGAAACUGCUGAAGUAGGCAUAUCACAAGCUGCUAGCUGUGGACUUUCUGCCUGGAGAGUUCUUUCAGGAUCGCCUUAUUAUAAGCCAGUUAUUACUGGUGGAGACAGGGUCACUGCAGUACCAAAGACACUGGGAUUAUUAAGGAUGUUGAGUAUCAAGUUUUACAGUCGCCAGGGACAAGAGCAGGAUGGGAUCUUUAAGAUGAGCCUUUCUCCAGAUGGGACCCUCCUUGCAGCCAUUCACUUCUCAGGGAAGCUAAGCAUCUGGGCCAUUCCAUCUCUGAAGCAGCAAGGGGAGUGGAAUCAAAACGAGCAGCCAGGCUAUGACGACCUUAAUCCUGAUUGGAGACUCUCUACUGAGAAGAGGAAAAAAAUCAAAGAUAAAGAGUCCUUUUACCCACUGAUAGAUGUGAAUUGGUGGAUGGACAGUGCAGUGACUUUGGCUCGCUGCUCUGGUGCCUUGACCGUGUCAUCGGUGAAGACUUUAAAGAAUUUACUGGGAAAAUCCUGUGAAUGGUUUGAACCAUCACCUCAAGUCACUGCUACCCAUGAUGGGGGAUUUUUAAGUUUGGAGUGCGAGAUUAAACUUGCCCCCAAACGAUCUCGUUUGGAGACAAGGGGGGCAGAAGAAGAUGAAGGAGAAGAGGACUCUGAUUCUGAUCAGGAAACGUCCACCAAGGCUCGCUACUUUGGUUACCUACAGCAGGGCCUGUACCUGGUGACGGAGAUGGAGCGGUUUGCACCGCCCCGGAAGCGGCCUCGAACCAUCAGCAAACACUACCGCCUGGUGAGCCUGCGGUCCACGACCCCGGAGGAGCUCUACCAGAGGAAGAUUGAAAGUGAAGAGUAUGAGGAAGCCUUGUCUCUGGCUCAGACCUAUGGCCUGGAUACUGACCUGGUGUAUCAGAGGCAGUGGAGGAAGUCAGCUGUCAACAGUGCUUCAAUUCAGAAUUACUUGAGUAAAAUAAAGAAACGAUCCUGGGUUCUUCAUGAGUGUUUGGAAAGAGUUCCUGAAAAUGUGGAUGCAGCAAAGGAACUGCUUCAAUAUGGACUGAAGGGCACAGACCUGGAGGCCCUUCUAGCAAUAGGGAAAGGAGCGGAUGAUGGCAGAUUUACUUUACCUGGAGACGUGGACAUUGACAGUAUCUCCUAUGGGGAGCUUUCCCCAGCUGACGAAGAGCCUGCCAAGAAGAAAAAGGACAAGGAGCUCAAGAAGAGACAAGAACUACUUAAACUAGUGAACUUUUCAAAGUUAACACUGGAACAAAAGGAACUUUGCCGUUGUAGACUGAAAUUAUUAACCUACUUAGAUCGGCUGGUAACAUAUGAGGAAAUCCUUGGAGUGCCUCAUGCAUCUGAACAGAGAUAUGAUGCUGAAUUCUUUAAGAAGUUCAGAAAUCAGAAUAUUGUUCUCUCAGCAAGAACUUAUGCUCGGGAAAGUAAUGUACAAGCCCUAGAAAUUUUGUUCACCUACCAUGGAUCUGACCUCCUUCCUCAUCGCCUUGCGAUUCUGUCCAACUUCCCAGAGACCACUUCUCCACACGAAUAUUCUGUUUUGUUGCCCGAAGCUUGUUAUGAUGGUGACUCCUUGAUGAUCAUUCCUUGGCAUGAGCGUAAACACCGAGAAAAAGAUUGGUGUGAGGAGCUGGAAUGCAGAAUGGUGGUUGAGCCCAGUCUCGAAGAUGAAAGUGAAUUCUUGUACGCUGCACAGCCCGAGUUACUGAGGUACAGGACGCCCCGGCUGACAGUGGAGAAGGUUAUGGACUGGUACCAGAGCAGAGCAGAGGAGAUCGAGCAUUUUGCUCGACAGGUUGACUGUGCAUUAUCGCUUAUUCGACUUGGAAUGGAGCGGAAUAUUCCUGGUCUGCUGGUUCUCUGUGAUAAUUUGGUCACUCUGGAAGCGUUGGUUUAUGAAGCCGGGUGUGAUUUAACCCUAACCUUGAAAGAACUCCAGCAGAUGAAAGACAUUGAAAAACUAAGAUUGCUGAUGAAUAGUUGUCCUGAGGACAAGUAUGUGACCAGUGCCUACCAGUGGAUGGUUCCCUUUCUUCAUCGUUGUGAGAAGCAGUCCCCUGGUGUGGCUAAUGAGCUACUAAAGGAAUAUCUAGUCGCUUUAGCUAAAGGGGACUUAAAAUUUCCCUUGAAGAUAUUUCAGUAUUCCAAGCCUGAUUUGCAGCAAAAAAUCAUUCCUGAUCAGGACCAACUGAUGGCGAUAGCACUGGAGUGCAUCUAUAACUGUGAACGAAACGACCAGCUCUCUCUUUGCUAUGACAUAUUAGAAUGUCUGCCGCAAAGAGGCUAUGGUCAUAAGACAGAGGUAACCACAGCUCUCCACGACAUGGUAGACCAACUGGAACACAUUCUCAGUGUGUCAGAGAUUUUGGAGAAACAUGGACUUGAGAAACCAGUUUCAUUUGUUAAAAACACUCAGUCCAGCUCAGAAGAGGCACGCAAGCUGAUGGUUAGACUGACCAGGCACACCGGUCGGAAGCAGCCUCCUGUCAGUGAGUCUCACUGGAGAAUGUUGCUGCAAGACAUGUUAACGAUGCAGCAGAACGUUUACACGUGCCUAGAGUCCGACGAUUGCUAUGAGAUAUUUACAGAAAGCCUUCUGUGUUCCAGCCGCCUUGAAAAUAUCCACCUGGCUGGGCAGCUGAUGCACUGCAGUGCUUGUUCGAUAAAUCCACCAGCUGGUGGGGCCCAUAAAGGAAAAACCCAGUACAGGGUCAGUUAUGAGAAAAGUAUCGACUUGGUCUUGGCUGCCAGCAGAGAGUACUUCAAUUCUUCUACCAACCUCACUGACAGCUGCAUGGAUCUGGCCAGGUGCUGCUUACAGCUGAUAACAGAUAGACCUGCUGCCAUUCAAGAGGAGCUAGAUCUUAUCCAAGCUCUGGGGUGUCUUGAAGAAUUUGGAGUAAAGAUCCUGCCUUUGCAAGUGCGAUUGUGCUCUGACCGGAUCGGCCUCAUCAAGGAGUGUAUCUGCCAGUCCCCCACGUGCUACAGGCAAUCCGCCAAGCUGCUGGGCCUUGCUGAGCUGCUGAGGGUAGCAGGGGAAGACCCAGAGGAAAGGCGUGGACAGGUCCUGAUCCUUCUAGUGGAGCAAGCCCUUCGUUUCCAUGACUACAAAGCGGCCUCUGCGCACUGUCGGGAGCUGGUGGCCACAGGUUAUUCUAAAAGUUGGGAUGUUUGUAGCCAGUUGGGACAAUCAGAAGGUUACCAAGACUUGGCCACUCGUCAGGAGCUCAUGGCUUUUGCUCUGACACAUUGUCCCCCCAGCAGCAUUGAGCUUCUUCUGGCAGCUAGCAGCACUUUGCAGACACAAAUUCUUUACCAAAGGGUGAAUUUCCAAAUCCAUCCAGAAGGAGGAGAGAGUAUCAGUGUCUCACCGCUGACUAGUAAAGCGCUGCAAGAGGGUGAAGGAAGUAUUCCAGGCAGCAGCUCGGCUGACCUGUUCCACUGGACCACCGCCACCACCAUGAAAGUCCUUUCCAACACCACGACCACCACCAAGGCGGUGCUGCAGGCCGUCAGCGACGGGCAGUGGUGGAAGAAGUCCUUAACCUACCUUCGACCUCUUCAAGGGCAAGAAUUGGGUGGUGGUUAUCGAACUGGAACCAGAGCCAAUGAAGGUCUAGAAAAACAAGGCUGUCAUCCUUUUUAUGAAUCUCUCCUCUCCGAUCCCUUCGUCAUAGAGACGCCCCACAAAUGGUGUAACUGCUUCUUUUGUCCAGUCUGAAGUGACUGUGAGAGCUUCGCAGAAGUAUUGCUGAGAACUGGGAAACUGGCAGAGACUAAAACUGAAGGAGAAGAAGUAUUUCCAACAACGGAAGUUCUUUUGCAACUGGCAAGUGACGCUUUACCAAACGAUAUGACCUUGGCUCUUGCUUAUCUCCUUGCCUUACCACAGGUGUUGGACGCUAACAAGUGCUUUGAAAAGCAGUCUCCCUCUGCGCUCUCUCUCCAGCUGGCAGCCUAUUACUACAGUCUACAGAUCUAUGCCCGGUUGGCUCCGUGUUUCAGGGACAAGUGCCAUCCUCUCUACAGGGCUGAUCCUAAAGAGCUAAUCAAGAUGGUCACCAGGCAUGUGACUCGAUUUGGACGGGAAGCCUGGCCCGAGGACCUGGUGGCCCUGACCAAGCAGUUACAGCACUACAACGAACGUCUCCUGGACUUCACGCAGGCCCAGGUCCUUCAGGGCCUGCAGAAGGGUGUGGACGUGCAGCGCUUCACUGCAGACAACCAGUAUAAAAGGGAGACCAUCCUCGGCCUGGCAGAGACACUUGAGGAAAACGUCUACAGCAUUGCUCUUUCGCUGGCCCAGCGUUACAGUGUCUCCCACUGGGAAGUUUUUAUGACCCAUUUGGAGUUCCUGUUCACCGACAGUGGUUUGUCCACAGUGGAAAUUGAAAACCGAGCCCAGUCCCUUCAUCUCUUUGAGACAUUGAAGACGGAUCCCAAAGCCUUUCACAAGCACAUGGUCAAGUAUAUUUACCCCACGAUUGGCGGCUUUGAUCACGAGAGGCUGCUGUAUUAUUUCACUCUUCUGGAAAGCUGUGGCUGUGCAGAUUUGGGGAACUAUACCAUUAAGCCAGAAACCCACAUUCGGCUGCUGAAGAAAUUUAAGGUCGUUGCAUCAGGUCUUAAUUACAAACAACUGACAGAUGAAAACAGGAAUCCUCUCGAGGCGUUGGAGCCGGUCCUUUCAAGCCAAAAUGUCUUAUCCAUCUCCAAGCUCGUCCCCAAAAUCCCUGACAAGGAGGGGCGCAUGCUUUCCGCCAGCUCUCUGUACACCGUCUGGUUACAGAAGUUGUUCUGGGACGGAGACCCUCACCUGCUUAAGCAAGUCCCGGCGUCACCGCCGGAGUGGCUGGGGGCCUACGACGUCUGCCUCAAGUACUUUGAUCGCCUCCGCCCGGGUGACCUCAUCGCUGUGGUGGACGCCGUCACCUUUUCUCCAAAGCGAGUGAGUAAGUUAUCUGUGGAGGCACGUAAAGAAAUGACUGUGAAAGCUAUUAAGACAGUUCAACAUUUUAUUGAGAAGCCAAGGAAAAGAAGUUCCGAAGAAGACAUUCAGGAAGCAAGCGAUUCUAAAAUGACCUAUGUAGAUGCUUUGAAUCAUCUGGAGAAAUCACUGGCUCACCUGGAAACCCUCAACCAUAGCUUCAUCCUUUCCCUGAAGAAUAGUGAACAGGAAACGCUGCAGAAGUACAGUUACCUCUAUGAUCUGUCGCGAUCAGAAAAAGAGAAAGUUCACGAUCAAGCCGUGGCCAUGUGCUUAGACGGCCAGCCCCUGAGCCUGAUUCGGCAGCUGCUAGAGGUGGCCGUGGGCCCUCUGGACAUCUCGCCCAAGGCCGUCGUGCAGAGUGCAGUGGGGAACAUCAUCUCUGCACUGAGUGGAGGCAGUGCUGACCUCGGGGUGACCGACCCGCUCCGCGUCCUGGAAGGGGUUGUUGCCGCGGUCCACGCCAGUGUGGAUGAGGGAGAAGAGCUGGUUUCCUCUGAGGACCUGCUGGAGUGGCUGCGGCCCUUCUGUGCUGACGACUCCUGGCCUGUGAGGCCCCGCAUCCAGGUGCUGCAGAUUCUGGGACAGUCGUUCCAUCUGACGGAGGAGGAUGGCAAGCUCCUUGUGUUCUUUAGAACAGAGGCCAUUGUCAAAGCCACUUGGCCCCACAGACAGGUGGAUGUAGCCGACACGGAGGAUGAAGAGAAGCGCUACUCGCUCUUCACAGAGCUCCUGGAGACCAGUCACCGAGAGGCUGAGUUCCAGCACCUGGCCCUGCUCCUGCAAGCUUGGCCGCCUAUGAGACGGGAGUAUUCCAUAACUGAGAACCCGUGGGUGAGACUGGCCACCGUGAUGCUAACCAGGUGCACGACGGAGAACAAGGACGCGCUGGGGAAGGAAGUUCUGAAACUCUGCCGCUCUUUAUACCACACGGAACAGAUGCUCCCUGCAGAGUGCGUGAAGGAGCUGUGCUCGCUGCUGCUUCACCAGGCCCUGCUGCUGCCGUCCCUGAAGCUUCUCCUCGAGAGCCAAGAUGCGGGUCUGCACGCCCUGGCCCUGGAGCACGUCACCGCCGUCGCUCAGGUGAAUGAUUCCAACUGUGACCCGGAACUUCUCUCCCUGCUCCUGGACGCCAAGCUCUUGGUGAAGUGCGUCUCCACUCCCUUCUACCCGCGUCUCGUCCAGCACCUCUUGGCCGGCCCCCAGCAAGGGCGCUGGGACGCGGAGGAGCUGGCCCGACACCUGCGGGGGGCCGGCCACGAGGCCGAGGCUGGGUCGCUCCUCCUGGCCGCGAGGGGCACACACCGGGCCCUGAGGACCUUCAGCACGGCCCUGGGUGCUGGGCAGCACUGGGUGUGAGCGGCCACCAGCCCUUGGCCCGUCCUGGGAGCCUCCAGGGGCAGCAUGUGUGGCUAUUGAUUAUUCUCCACGGUUCCAGCCACUUGCAAAUAAAGCUGUAUAUAAAUGAUGA